Chilo suppressalis (striped riceborer) is the source of this 1193-nucleotide messenger RNA. The record is from the annotation of a GenBank genome assembly. Lineage: Eukaryota; Metazoa; Arthropoda; Insecta; Lepidoptera; Crambidae.
GCUGCAACUGAAAGUGUCCAAAGUCACGUUUUCGUGACACCAUUCCCCAUUCAUUUUUCAGUAUAAAAAUAAUUUCAACAAAUUCGAGCUUAGACGACAUUGAAUUUUUAACAAAAACUUGUGAGCUAAAAUGUUCGAACUAGUGUAUUUAAUAUUCUGUUGUAACUUAUUUGUUGGUAUAAAAGCUUUUCCGGGCAUGGAAGAAUGCAUAAGUCCUCCUUUGGAGUGCCCUAACAUAAAUAUAACGUUUUGGUUAUAUACUAGGGCGAAUGAAGACAAGCCACAUCAGAUACGUGCGGGAGAUUCAGAAUCUAUUAAAAAGGCUCCAUGGGUGCAACAUGCUCCAGUCAAAAUACUUGUCCACGGAUACACGGGCUUUAAAGAAUUUUCACCAAACACGGAAAUAAGACCUGCUUACAUGGAAUGCUGUAAUUACAACAUUAUAAGCGUAGACUAUGAACCAAUAGCCAGACAACCUUGUUACAUACAGGCCGCCCACAACACUGAGCUCGUGGGGAUGUGCACUGCUCAGCUGAUUGAUGAUUUAAUUGAGAAUCACGGUUUUACAUUGGAUCAGUUUCAUCCGAUCGGAUUUAGUCUUGGAGGGCAAACGGUUGGUUACAUUGGAAACUACUUGAAAUCAGGGAGGCUGAAUAGGAUCACGGCACUCGAUCCAGCAUUUCCAUUAUUUGUAACGCCCGAUAAUAAUAGAAAGGUUGAUAAAAGCGAUGCUUUGUUUGUGGACGUACUGCAUACCAACGCGCUGUGGAAAGGGAAGUUGGAACCCAGUGGCCACGUCGACUUUUACGCAAACGGCGGUUUGACACAACCCGGUUGCAAUGCAACGGCUAAUGCAACAAAGUCUAGCUGUGACCAUGCUCGGGCCCCUAUGUAUUUCGCUGAGUCAAUCAUCUCUGAUAGGGGCUGCUAUGCAAGAAAAUACUCCUGCUUGUUGUUCCUGGGAUUAUGUUCACCGAAUAAACCUGACGAGACCAUCCUGUUUGGUGAACAUGUAUCUCAAAAUGCAUCAGGUGUCUACUUUCUAAGUACGAAUUCAGAAUCUCCGUACUGUCGAGGAAAUGAUAACGAUGACGCAGCAACCAGAGCUGCUUUAUUUGACAACUUAUAUCUACUCUCGGAACCUGAUAUUAUAAACUAUUUAAACAGUAUGGGUUGAAAUAUACGUUAUGCUA